CGCCGCCCCCGGAAGUGGCCUCGCCGCCGCAGGAGCGGUGCGUGAGCGCGGAGCUCGGGAGGGCGGCGGCGGCGGCGGAGCCCGUGGGCCGGGAGCCGCCAUGGCCGGGAGUCAGGACAUGUUCGACGCCAUCGUGAUGGCGGACGAGAGGUUUCAUGGGGAAGGAUAUCAGGAAGGGUAUGAAGAAGGCAACAGUUUGGGUAUAAUUGAAGGAAGACAGUAUGGCACGUUACAUGGAGCCAAAAUUGGAUCGGAGAUUGGGUGCUAUCAGGGCUUUGCUUUCGCUUGGAGGUGCCUCCUGCACACAUGUACCACUGAGAAAGACAGCAAAAAGAUGAAGGCCUUAGAAUCGUUGAUUGAAAUGAUUCAGAAGUUCCCUUACGAUGACCCUACUUAUGAUAAACUUCACGAGGACUUAGACAAAAUUAGAGGGAAAUUUAAACAGCUUUGUUCAUUACUAAAUGUUCAGCCGGACUUUAAAAUUAGCGCAGAAGGUUCUGGACUUUCAUUUUGAGGAUGACAGAUGAACAAAGACGAAACAUCAAGGAACAGAUGUCUAUGAGGAAACCCACGGGGACCGCCUGGUCCAGGGGCACCGGCAGCAGAGCAAGGACUCGUCUCCUGCGCCCGCCUGUCACCGCUGUCUCGUGCUGCCUCCUCUGAAAUGUGCAGUCACCGCCAUGGAGUUGCCACUGCUCUCAGCUCAGAGCGCACGGGCCCCCGCUGUGCUCUCGGAGCCGUGGGGAGCCCACUGCGGCCAGUGGACGUGGGUAUCUGGCUGAGAGGGGGUUCAGAGGGAGCCAGGACAUGCUCCUCACACUGUCUCCAGAUGGGCGUGGGGGCUUUGCAGCGUUAAAAAUGGUUAAGGGAGCAAAUAUUUUAGGCUAAAGGCUAAAUGUUGGGCUGCUGUUCUACAUGCAGAGAGUUUCAGAGCCUUGUGUUGAGGACACCGCAUUCUUCCUAUAACAUGAGUUCUCUUGUGUUCUGGCCGCACUGAGCAGGCCCCUGUCUCCAUGGGGAGGUGCGGAUUGGUGGGGCAGGGGCUUCUCCUGGUUGUCCGGCAUCCCUCUGCCCACCGCCCCCCCCCCCCCCCCCCCCCGCACGGCCGGCAGGUCCGAGGCCAUGUCUCUGAGAGUCACACAUGAGACGACUCAAGGGGUAACUGUUCAAAACUGUUCUAGUUUUGAAAAUCAUUGUGGAACGUCUUAGCGAUUGCUGCUGUGCUGAGCCAUCCUGUGGUCCUGAGAGGCGGCUGGGGGCCCCGCCGGAGCCGGGCGGGGUGUUUGCUUCCCUCUCAUCUGGUUGCCCUGGCUGGUGCACUGAGGAAUGAUGUGGCUUCAGCUGGUGUAGGACGAGAUGUGGGCUUCAUCCCUGCGCACGGUCCUCGUCCUGGCCCCACGCUCUCCGGGAGCUUGUGCACCUGCCUCCCAGGUGGAUCUUGUGGCCGCGGAGACCAGCAGGCAGUGCCUGGUGGGACAGAUGGGGUGGGGGUGGGGGUGGGGCUCCCAUUGCUGUUUUCCUUGGUGGAUUGUUAUGUUUUUUAAGUUCUCUGUUCUGGUAAUGUAUUGCUUUUACAAGUGGGGAGAAAAAUAAAUGGCACGUUUUAUUUUAUUUA
Molecule: messenger RNA, 1615 nt
Organism: Canis lupus familiaris (dog)
Lineage: Eukaryota; Metazoa; Chordata; Mammalia; Carnivora; Canidae
Gene: LTO1
Product: LTO1 maturation factor of ABCE1
Exons: 6
Coding region: 101-514 (137 amino acids)
Source: RefSeq, a predicted model, not a curated record